Messenger RNA from Xenia sp. Carnegie-2017, 999 nucleotides. Its product is annotated as putative ammonium transporter 1. The record is from RefSeq and is a predicted model, not a curated record. Bases 1 to 999 code for a protein of 332 amino acids. The transcript has 7 exons. NCBI's taxonomy places the organism in Eukaryota, Metazoa, Cnidaria, Anthozoa, Malacalcyonacea, Xeniidae. Gene Ontology annotation, molecular function: ammonium channel activity. Gene Ontology annotation, biological process: ammonium homeostasis; ammonium transmembrane transport. Gene Ontology annotation, cellular component: membrane.
AUGACAAGUUUAAAAAUUUUAAAAAAUGAGAAAGCUGUGUUAGCUUUAGCUUGGUCUCUCUGCUUCAUUAGCUCAGAAAACAUUUUUUUAGAGCUUAUUUCACACGUUACAUCAGAAAAACAUUGUGCUUCUUUAGUUAUUGGUGCUAUAAUCUAUUGGUUAUUUGGUUUUGCUUUUGCGUUUGGUGGCAACAUGAAUGACAUCAAAGGAGAAGCAGAAAGGUUUAUUGGUCAUACAGAUUUUGCACUAGCUGACCUUAACAGUGACGCAUACGCAUUCUGGUUUUUCCAGUUUGUAUUUGCGGCUACUGCUGCCACAAUUGUGAGUGGUGCUAUAGCUGAAAGAGCUGAAUUCAUGGCAUAUCUAAUAUACUCAGGAUUAAUUACAGGAUUUGUGUAUCCUGUGGUUACACAUUGGGCGUGGUCUAAUGAAGGUUGGCUUGUUGCAGGAAACAGCGACGUUGCAUACCUAGAUUUUGCAGGUAGUGGUGUUGUCCACAUGGUUGGUGGUAUGCUUGCCUUAACUGGUGCGAUAUGUAUUGGUCCACGUAUUGGACGAUUUGAUAAGACGAAUGACCAGUCUAUACGUGGGCACACAGUCCCAAUGGUCUCGUUAGGUGGUUUCAUCCUUUUCUUUGGAUUCCUUGCUUUCAACGGAGGAUCACAAUUAACUAUUUCCUAUUCGGGCGAUGCAAGUGUUGUUGCACUUGCCAUUGUUAACACGAUUCUAUCAGGUGCUGGUGGAGCUGUCACAACCAUGUUGAUGAAAAGAAUUGCGACGGGAUUGUUUGAUGGACACUGGAGUUUACUGACAACUAUUAAUGGAGGACUUUCAGGCAUGGUCUCCAUAUGUGCUGGAUGCAACUCUGUUGAAACCUAUGCUGCCUUCAUUACUGGUCUUAUUGCUGGUAUGGUCUUUAUGUUAUGGAGUUUUGUCCUUGAGAAACUUAAAGUUGACGAUCCACUUGAUGCCGUUGCAGAGUUGGAAGAUAAUGAUUAA